Molecule: messenger RNA, 1076 nt
Organism: Mytilus californianus (California mussel)
Lineage: Eukaryota; Metazoa; Mollusca; Bivalvia; Mytilida; Mytilidae
Product: C-factor-like
Exons: 5
Coding region: 246-1022 (258 amino acids)
Source: RefSeq, a predicted model, not a curated record
CUUGUCACAGUUUGCAGCAAAAUACACAUUAGCUGAAAAUACUGGUUAACCGAUGUUUGUUGUGUUCAGGGGAUCAGUUUGAAUAUUCAGUAUUUUGUAACUACUUCUAUGCAUCUUUGAAGGUAAAGAUGCCUCUACUAUUGUCCCCACCUGCGCAAAUUCCUGGAUCCAGAACCUGAUGAACACUGUUAUUGAAACUGUUGACCAAACUUGGUUUCUUUGGUGUCUCGUCCGUUUACUGAAUCAUGACCACCAUAUCACUGAUACAAGGAGCAAGUAAAGGAAUUGGUUUGCAGUUUUGUAAGUCUUUAUUAUCAAGGGAUCCACAGUCAGUGGUUAUCGCUACAUGUAGAUCUCCAGACAAAGCCAACGAAUUGUUACAACUACAAAGUGAUGUACCCAACAGAUUACACAUACAUCAGUUGGAUGUCACCAAGACAACAGACAUAGAAAACGUAUGCAACAAGACAACUGAAAGUUAUGGAAGACUCGAUUUGUUGAUUAAUUCAGCUGGAAUGCUUCAUCCUUCAGGGAAAGGGGAAACCAGUUUGAGAGAUGUAACGGCAGAGGGACUGAGACAGACAUUCGCAACAAAUACAAUAGGACCAUUGAUAAUGGCUAAAUAUUUUUCUCCCCUUCUACGAAAGGGAAAUGGUGACAUUGGGAGACAAAUUUCAAAAAUUAAACAUGCAGGUGUUCUUGUUAACAUGUCUGCUAAAGUUGGGUCUAUUACAGAUAAUGGUCUUGGUGGCUGGUACAGUUACAGGCUGUCUAAAGCUGCCUUGAACAUGGCUACUAAAAAUCUUAGCAUAGAGCUUGGGCGUGGAAAAAAUAAAAUCACAUGUAUAUCUCUGCAUCCGGGGACUGUAGAUACCGACCUGUCUCGUCCAUAUCACAAAGGUGUUCCCAAACUGUUUAGUACUGAAGAAUCCGUAAGAAUGAUGCUUGAAGUUAUUGACUCGAUGAGUGUAGAAGACACCGGGAAAUUCUUUACAUACGAUAAAACUGAACUUUCAUUUUAGUAAUCUUUGAUGUUUUUUCUCAUGUAUUACUAAAUAAAAAGCUUUUUUCUUAAA